UUACAUUAGUUCCCAGGAGAGGAGGCGCACACCUGCUAUAUAAAUAAAGACACUGGUUCGUUUACAUAGGUGUGGUCAUAGACUUCGUUUAACUUUAUUUGGUUCGACCCGUCGUAUAGGACAUAAACGAAAAGAGCUAGCACAGGUAGACGGGAAGUGAAGAAUGACUCAGGUGUGGUUCAUCGUCGGUUUUCUCUGUUGUCUGUCGGUUCUAAACGCGUGUAAAUGGGACCCGGACACAGAGCUCGAGCAGGGGCUUGAUUUCAGCUCAUUUAAUAACGGCGCGGCUUACCUGGCUUACCUGCCGGAGAUUUCGGACGCGGAGCAGUGUCAGAGAGCUUGCUGUGAGAGAGACGAAUGCCAGCUCGCCGUGAUCGGGACUCCGGCGGACGGCAGGUCGGAAUGCCGCUUGGUCAGCUGCGUGAAAGACGGCAAAGACGUGUGUGUUUUGACCCCGAGCACACAGUUUAAAGCGUACCGCAAGAUCCUGGAUGGCGCUGAUCAAGAAUCUCAAAACAUUGCAGAAGUUCGUUCUGUGAACACCACAGAUCACUGCCGACUCCCAAGUGCGGUGGGAAAUUGCCGCGCUGCCUUCCCACGAUUUUAUUAUGAUGUCAACAAUCAGACAUGCAAGCAGUUCAUCUAUGGCGGCUGUGGGGGCAACAAUAACAACUUUAACUCCCAGGAGGAGUGUGAAGCUUCCUGUAGUGGGGUGACAGGGGCUGUGCUUACGGACUCUCAUUCCAUCGCUCAACGCAGCAGAAUGUCCAUGCCUGAAAACAACUUGGAUGCUGAACCUCUUCCUGAAAUGACUUCAGAGGACUUCCAGGAGAAGUGUCUGGCUCCCUCACAGCCCGGACCCUGCAGAGCCGCCUUCAGACGCUUUUACUACAAUAAUGGCACCUGUCAACAAUUCAUCUAUGGAGGUUGUAAGGGCAACCAGAACAAUUAUAAAACUGAGGAAUCAUGCAUGACAACCUGCACAGUGAGGGUCAUUCCCAGCAACAAGGAGGAAGCUGUCCUUCCCACUUCUCCUUACAGCAUCCGCAGCUUUGAAGAAACCUGUGCCGUGCCAUCCGACUCUGGCCCGUGCCGUGCAGCCUUCCCGAUGUUUUACUUUGAGUCCAGCACUCAGUCUUGUAAGCCCUUCAUCUAUGGAGGCUGCAAGGGAAACCUAAACCGCUACAACACCGAGGAAGAGUGCAUGGCAGCUUGCUCCGGGAAAGAUGGCCGUUUUGAUGGCCAUGAACACCACAGACGUGGCCGCUGGACUCCAGCCUUCUUCCUAGUGGCCACCCUGGCCAUCAUGUCUGCCCUACUUCUGGUAGGUUUGAUCCUGAUCGCAGUGCGCAGAAACUUCAACAGGGGGUCCCUCAUACUGGAUGAUAAGGAGGAGUUACUGCCUGAGGAGCAGGUGUCCUAUGAGAAGCUGCCCGAAGUGUAAUCGAGCUAAAGCCAGAGACCUCUCAGUGUCUGCUACGAACAUCCAUCACAGGGCACUCCAACAUUCAGAUGAAUUAAAACUACUAAGUUACAUUAAACUUCCAAUUUGACUACAUUCUGGAAGCGGUUCCAAAUCAGCAUACGUAGAGCAUAAUACAUGUGCACGUUUCGCAAACGUGUGCAUUAGUCACACAUAAGACAUGUGCAAUUAAUUAAGAAUAAAGUUUGUUUCAGUUUUUAAAAGAGAUAUUCUACUCUAUUUGUAACUGUGGGAUAUGUUGCACUAAAAUUGGUAAGUUGGUUGAAAUACUACUUUUGCCUUCUCUGACAUCUGUCACUUUUUAUGGUUAGAAUCCUACAUAGUAGAAGCUUUCAGGGAUGUAUUUAUUGUCACAACCAUAGUAACAAUGCAUAUAAUGAAGUGUUUUUUUUUCUUACUUUACUUAAAUGUAUAUGUAUGUAUGCAUUUAUACAUAAGAAUAACUGAUUGAUGAAUUGAAAUCUUCACCUAAUCUUUAUGCUUUUACUGUAUAACAAUAAUUUUUAUUGAGAAUGAUUCGAUCAUUCAAGUCAUUAAACCACUGCUAAAAUGCAUUUUAAAAAAGCAUUGUUAUUUUAAAAUCUUCAACAAUAAAGGCAAUUGAUUCAG
Molecule: messenger RNA, 2092 nt
Organism: Carassius auratus (goldfish)
Lineage: Eukaryota; Metazoa; Chordata; Actinopteri; Cypriniformes; Cyprinidae
Gene: spint2
Product: serine peptidase inhibitor, Kunitz type, 2
Exons: 9
Coding region: 164-1444 (426 amino acids)
Molecular function (GO): serine-type endopeptidase inhibitor activity
Source: RefSeq, a predicted model, not a curated record